UAAAUCAUUAUCCAGAGCGUCGUCAUAUUGUCCUAAAACCCAGGUGUGAAAUAAAACGCUAUUUAUCAAACUUUACCGAUCGUGUAAUCACUUUGAUCAAAAUCGCACGGAACUACGUUGUUCCAUAUGAGCACACAUCCUGAAAACCGCUCGUUAUAACUGCAGGAUUUCGACAAGGUUUGAGGAAUAUAAAUAGCAAGGAUUAUUAUCACUGGUUAAAGACUUAGUCUAAAGCAAAGCCAAGAUCAACACAGAUUAAAAGAAGGGACGCUUCAAAUAUCAUUUGACUUCGCGUAAAGUAUAAGGAUGAUUUCUGUAAGAAAGUGUUGUGCAUUCCUCAUUCUAUGGUUGGCUUUGCUGAACACAGCAGAUACAAGACGAGACAAGAGAUGUCAAAAAGGUGUAAAAAGACGAGGAAAAUGUCGCACAUCAGCCGUUUUGACAAAGAGUUUUGGCGACCUUCGUUCACCAGGCUACCCAAGAAACUACACGAAUAAUAUACAAAGCAGUUGGCACAUUCGUGUACCAAAAGGAUAUCGAAUUAAGCUUAAAUUUCGCAGAUUUCACAUCGAAGAUUCAACGCUAUGCCACAAAGAUGCACUUGUUGUUGCUUUUGAUAAAGCUCAGAGAAACACCAGGUUAUACUGUGGAAAGAGAAGACAGAGAGGUGUGACGUCAUCAUCGAAUGAAUUAUGGUUGAUAUUUCGAACUGAUGACGACGGAACUGGAAAAGGAUUCUAUGCAACUUACAGUGCUGUUGACGUGAAUGAAUGCAGGAAAGAAGUGUGUAAAUUCCCAAGUCUGUGCAGAAAUACAGUGGGUAGUUACAUGUGUGAUUGCCCUGAUGGGUAUCGAUUGCGAGGAAGAAAGAACUCUGGCAGAUGUGUGGAUAUAGACGAGUGUUCAAGCAGCCAGGUGAAAUGCGAGUUCAAAUGUGUGAAUACGGCUGGUAGUUAUCAUUGUGUUUGUCCAAAAGGAUUCAGAUUAGCUUACAACGAGAAAAGUUGUCGAGACGAGAAUGAAUGUCUCAGAAACAAUGGAGGUUGCAGUCAUCAGUGUCGUAACUCGAGGGGGUCGUAUGCAUGCCUCUGUCCAACUGGAUACAAAUUAGACUCGAAGGGAAAAACCUGUCGUAAAGAAAUAUUCUACGAUUACCAAAAGAUUUAUUACGUCAAAGAAGAUGCGGCCAUUGGGACCCUGGUAACUACAGUGAAGGCAAAGUUGGCGAAAAGAAAUGGCGAAAAUUUGCUCUUCUCUAUUGUGGCUGAAAACUUGAAACGGGAACAUCCAACAUUUAAAAUGAACAUUACAAGUGGUGAAUUAACAGUGAAUUCAUCUUUAGACAGAGAAACUGUCUCUGAAUAUUUACUGGAGAUUGAGGCAAAGCAUUUAAAUCCAAGAAACAGUAGAAGGUCGAAGAAGGCACGAAGUUUUGUCGUAGUACGAAUACUCGACGUAAAUGACAAUGCUCCUAUGUUUAGUUAUCCAGCUUAUACGAUAACUGUCCCCUGUAAUGUAAGACCCGGGAUUACCUUGUAUCGUAUCGACGCAUACGACCAAGAUGAAGGCAAAAAUGCACAAGUGACAUUCAAACUUGAGCCCGAGAAUCCCUAUUUCACAGUGCAGAGGCACAGCGGUAAGGUGAAAGUUUUGCAAGGACUUCGUGAGUUUUGUAAUGAGAGUAGCAGUUCUCCAUUGAAAAGAUUUGAGUACAAGAUUGUCGCCACUGAUCGUGGAAGUCCCGCGUUGAGAACGCGUGUACGCGUCAGGUUUAUCAUCGCUGCCGUGGAUUUGACGUCACAAACAAUGUUCGUAUGGUAUACUGACAAUCAUGAUGUUAAACUCGUACAGAAAUCGUCACGUAAAAACCACAAGAAGACGGACUCUUCCUAAAAAAAUUUCAUGUAAAAUAUAUCGAUUUGCUGCUAAAUCAGGCCAUCGAAGUUUGGAUAUUAUCGAGCAUUUAAGACCUAAAAAAUCACAACUAAAAUAAUUUCUUUCCAUUGUAUAAAGGACUAAGCCUUUAAAAAGCUUGAAGAGUAAGCUCGUCCUAGGUCACAACAUAUUUUACCGUUACUCAUAAAUGUAGUUUUGUGUAUGUAUAAAAUGUAUAUAAGAAAUCAUAUAUUGAUAUGUAAAAGACAAUAUUUUAAAUAUAUUCAUGGUGAAUGUGUAUCCUACA
Messenger RNA from Dendronephthya gigantea, 2182 nucleotides. RefSeq lists its product as uncharacterized. Gene Ontology annotation, molecular function: calcium ion binding. The transcript has 7 exons. NCBI's taxonomy places the organism in Eukaryota, Metazoa, Cnidaria, Anthozoa, Malacalcyonacea, Nephtheidae. Gene Ontology annotation, biological process: homophilic cell-cell adhesion. The record is from RefSeq and is a predicted model, not a curated record. Gene Ontology annotation, cellular component: plasma membrane. Bases 307 to 1893 code for a protein of 528 amino acids.